Histoplasma capsulatum G186AR is the source of this 2109-nucleotide messenger RNA. RefSeq lists its product as uncharacterized. The transcript is spliced from 6 exons. Bases 1 to 2109 code for a protein of 702 amino acids. Gene Ontology annotation, molecular function: histone acetyltransferase activity. Gene Ontology annotation, biological process: transcription initiation at RNA polymerase III promoter. NCBI's taxonomy places the organism in Eukaryota, Fungi, Ascomycota, Eurotiomycetes, Onygenales, Ajellomycetaceae. The record is from RefSeq and is a predicted model, not a curated record. Gene Ontology annotation, cellular component: transcription factor TFIIIC complex.
AUGCUCGAUCCUGUGGAACUCAAGCUUUUCCCAUCCUGCUUUGACUGUAUUUCCUGGUCCCCAGAUGGCGAGCUGGCGGUUGCACUGGGAGAAUAUGUCCAUGUGUUGCCGGGAAAUACUUUUUCUCUCGGCGAAGAGCAGUCCUCCAGUCACGUUGUUGCCUUGGCUUGGUCACAUCACCGCCUGGCCAGGUACUCUCGACAUGUCCUCGCGGUGUUGACUAGUAACUUGGUCCUGUCUCUCUGGGAGCUGGUGGAUGGCUAUUCGAAGUGGAUGAGGACUGUGGUCGUCAACAAUGCAUUAAGAGAGGCCUUUGGCCUGUCAUUACGCGGAAAGGGUUCUAUUUUAUACCGUAAAAUGCAUGUGAGGUGCUUUUGCUGGAGCCCAAAGAGUGACGAGGAUGAUCAUCACGAGGAUGCUUUACAUGGGCAUCAAGCGUAUCGAGAUAUGUCUCUGCUGGCUGUGGCGAAUGAUAUGAACGACAUAACUCUGAUCAGAGUUAGAAAUGACCGCCUGAGACCAGACAUGAAUACUCGACGACAGUUGUGGGUAGAGGUCAUUUCCCAGAAUGAAAUACCAGCCCCGCAUGUAGCAUAUCCUCGUAUGCAGCCUGAUUCCCUUCUGGGUCAAUCAGUGAGAUCUGUGCCCAUCAUAUCUCACAUUACAUGGGGUCCCGCGCGUCAGAGUUUUGACGAUCAGGGGAACCCUAGAUAUUCUUCACCUCUUGCAAUUAUUCACGCCACUGGAGUUAAGGCUUUUCUACUACAUGCACGGUUUGAAGACCCGGGACGAGCGGCUGAAGACAGCGAUACGGAUGCCAAACUAGAUUUACGCUUGGGCGAAGCUAUUCCUAUUUCCCAAGAACCUCAGUUUGAGAGUAUGAGCUUCCAUGGUCCGCUACGUUGGAUUGACCACGCGGGCCCCAAAAAUCCAUCAUCAUCCUGUUUGGUGGUUGGGUAUCUUGGAGGAUAUGCACUGAUCAGCUUUGACCACUUGUUUACCCAUAAGUCCGCUGGGACAGAGCAGUCGACGUCUACUGUAUCACUCUACCAUGCACUACAUGCAGACACUGUGGAGGAUGAUAGGUUGCUAGAAUGGGAGCCCAUUACCGCCAUAACUUCCACAGAGGAUACUAAAUCCCAUACAACUGUCAUACAUGUCACCCAUUUUUCCUCAUCCCUCCGCUCCCUACCGCUCCAAGCGAUCCAGGUUCGGGACAUUACCGCUUGCAAUAAUGGGCGCUCGGACAAUGCACAGACUGCCGAUCUCCACAGACAGAUGGAAGGCUUCCGCAGCCGAUUCGACCUCGACCACGACCUGGGCGGAAUGUCCUUAGCUAGAAUAUGGGGAAUGACUAGCCAUCGAGGCUGGAUCGCAGCAUGUUUCACAGUUCAUCCCAGCGACAUGGUUGAAUAUGUUACUACGGCGCGCCAACGAUCGCGGAUCGUCUUUACGCCACCGCACCCAAAGGAGGGUGAAUCAGCAGAGCUCCCAUGGCGCAUUCCCCCAGAGCUAACGCCACAGCGCAUGAAGGCUGGUCGCGACAAAGCUCUCUCUUUUAUCCUGCGUGAUAGUCAUAGAGAUCUACUGCAUGAUCACUGGGUGAAAAAGCUACAAUACGCCGCUAUUUGCUGUCUCAUUACAGAUCAAGACCCUGUCGACGCGCCGCACUUGCUGGAAGCUGCAAAAUCAGCAGCGAAGUGGUUAUCUAGUACAUUUAGCCUUGACCUAUCAGUGGAGUUAUCUUGUAUAAAUGAAAAGCUCAAGUCGCAGAUCGAACUUCCAGCUGGAUCCGCAGGCGGCCCGGAAACAAGUAAACACCUACCCGGCAAAACUUGUGAUGCCCAAACAGGACCUGGCGAUGAUGUAUUUGAAUAUUGCGAUAUAUGCGGUAGCGGUAUUGACUGGUACUCCGCUGAAGAGUCCCAAUGUGCGGAGGGGCAUGUGUUUGCUCGAUGCGGUUUGACGUUUCUCUCCAUCCAGGACCCGUCGAUUUCCAAGCGUUGCUCAGUUUGUGGUAGCGAGGUCUUGGAUGCGGAGCUCGUCGAUUUUCCCAGUGUGAUUGGACCAGGGAUGGGUGCGGCGGGUGGGUCUCAGCCUCAGGAAUAG